AAAACCACGCUGGAAAUGCAUUUGAAAGUGCUGACCAAGGUCUAUAGUAACAGAAUCCAGCGCAUUCCGACGGUACCCCUGCUCCAGCACUGCCAGUAUCACCGGAACCGCCAUCACACCAUCCCCACCAUGGAUCACAACCAUCCCACUGUGGGUGGUGUUACGGCGGAGGUACUAAAAGGCGUCGUUUCGCAAGCUCUGCUGGGCAAAUUCACAGCUGUUUUUCCAAAGCUUUUCAAGUGCCAGUGGAAGACUUACGAAGGUCAAAAGAAGUUCUACGCCAAUUUCAGUACCGAUUGCAACGACAGCAACACCAACAACAGCAACACCAUGAGCGGCCGUAAAUUCUGCGUGGGAGGAAACUGGAAGAUGAACGGUGACCAGAAGUCCAUUGCCGAGAUCGCCAAGACCCUGAGCACCGCCUCCCUGGACCCCAACACCGAGGUGGUCAUCGGCUGCCCGUCCAUCUACCUGAUGUACGCCCGCAAUCUGCUGCCCUGCGAACUGGGAUUGGCCGGCCAAAAUGCCUACAAGGUGGCCAAGGGCGCCUUCACCGGCGAAAUCUCCCCGGCGAUGUUGAAGGACAUCGGUGCCGACUGGGUGAUCCUGGGCCACUCGGAGCGCCGCGCCAUCUUCAAUGAGUCGGACGCCCUGAUUGCCGAGAAGGCCGAGCACGCCCUGGCCGAGGGUCUGAAGGUCAUCGCCUGCAUCGGCGAGACCCUCGAGGAGCGCGAGGCCGGCAAGACCAACGAGGUGGUGGCCCGCCAGAUGUGCGCCUAUGCCCAGAAGAUCAAGGACUGGAAGAACGUGGUGGUGGCCUACGAGCCCGUCUGGGCCAUUGGCACCGGCAAGACGGCCACUCCCGAUCAGGCCCAGGAGGUCCACGCCUUCCUGCGCCAGUGGCUGAGUGACAACAUCUCCAAGGAGGUCUCCGCCGCCCUGCGCAUCCAGUACGGCGGCUCCGUGACCGCUGCCAAUGCCAAGGAGCUGGCCAAGAAGCCCGACAUCGAUGGCUUCCUGGUGGGCGGCGCCUCUUUGAAGCCCGAGUUCGUGGACAUCAUCAAUGCCAGGCAGUAGGGAUCCCCACUCGCAGUCCCGAUCUCCAAGCAUUCGAUCACUUGCUAGCGAACUGCCCGCGGUUAAGGGUCUCUGGAGGAUCUCCAGAAUCCAGAUUCCAGAUUCCGCACCGCAUAUGCAUUACGCACACACCUCGUCACCACCAAGUGCAGUUCCAAAUUCAUAGUUACCUCCCUGUUGUUAAACGUAUAGUAGUCCAUUGUGUAAAUCCUAAAUUAUUCUGGCAAUAAUUAUACGCUACUCAUAUACUCAUAAUCCGAAA
This is a messenger RNA of Drosophila subpulchrella, 1339 nucleotides long. RefSeq names its product triosephosphate isomerase (gene Tpi). Gene Ontology annotation, cellular component: cytosol. Gene Ontology annotation, biological process: glyceraldehyde-3-phosphate biosynthetic process; glycerol catabolic process; gluconeogenesis. The record is from RefSeq and is a predicted model, not a curated record. The coding region runs from base 16 to 1077 and encodes 353 amino acids. Gene Ontology annotation, molecular function: triose-phosphate isomerase activity. The transcript has 3 exons. NCBI's taxonomy places the organism in Eukaryota, Metazoa, Arthropoda, Insecta, Diptera, Drosophilidae.